CUUGACUUUAACACCAAUAAUAUGCAGGAUCUACUCGUCGCAGGAACUGACACAUCUUCAUCAACGGUAGAAUGGGCCAUGACAGAAUUAAUACGCAACCCUCAUAAAAUGACCAAACUCAGAAACGAGAUCAAGAGUUUCAUGUCUGAAAAUGGGAAGGAGCAAGUUCAAGAAUCAGACAUCCCACUUCUGCCAUAUCUGCAAGCAGUGGUGAAAGAAACAUUCAGGCUGCACCCCGCAGCCCCUUUCCUAAUACCCCGCAAAGCCAAUUCCGAUGUGGAAAUAAAUGGCUACAUCGUACCAACAAAUGCUCAGAUUUUGAUCAAUGUGUGGGCGAGUGGCAGAGAUUCAAGAAUCUGGAAGAAUCCAAAUGAGUUCUUGCCUGAGAGAUUCUUAAACGAGAAUGAGGGCGUAGAUUUUAAGGGCAGAGAUUUUGAGUUGAUUCCGUUUAGCGCGGGGAGAAGAAUCUGCCCCGGAUUGCCAUUGGCGGAUCGGAUGGUACAUCAGAUGUUAGCGACAUUUGUUGGAAAUUACAAGUGGAGAUUGGAAUAUAUGAAGCCAGAAGAAAUGGAGAUGAAUGAGAAUUUUGGAAUUAGUCUUCAAAAGGCAAUACCUCUCAAAGCAAUUCCCACCAAGUUGUGAGUCGACAAAUAUAGAUUAUAUAUGUACGAAUAUGUAUAAAUUUGUCCCCUAUGUGAUACUAGAAAACUAGGUCUAUGUUA
Messenger RNA from Salvia splendens (bonfire salvia), 722 nucleotides. Its product is annotated as cytochrome P450 76T24-like. Gene Ontology annotation, molecular function: oxidoreductase activity, acting on paired donors, with incorporation or reduction of molecular oxygen; monooxygenase activity; iron ion binding. The record is from RefSeq and is a predicted model, not a curated record. The transcript has a single exon. Lineage: Eukaryota; Viridiplantae; Streptophyta; Magnoliopsida; Lamiales; Lamiaceae. The coding region runs from base 22 to 642 and encodes 206 amino acids.